Phytomonas sp. EM1 is the source of this 342-nucleotide messenger RNA. The record is from the annotation of a GenBank genome assembly. NCBI's taxonomy places the organism in Eukaryota, Euglenozoa, Kinetoplastea, Trypanosomatida, Trypanosomatidae.
AUGAUCGCCAUCACUUCAUUCUCUGCCGCGCAAUCUCCUGACCUCUGUUCGGCCCUCCUAUGCUCUUUAAUUGAUAAGGGGGAAGAGGAGGGGCCUCUCGGAAACGGCGGCUGUCGUACCGUCUGCCCUCGCUCAUUCAGACGAGAUGAGUUGAUUGAAACCUCCCCCGAGUUAGGCGUCCGAACUAACGAAAAGCAUGCCCGACCGAACGCGAUUGCGCAGCCUGGAAGGUACGGAAAGUGGAAGAGAAUAACAAAGGGGAAUACCCUGUACUGCCCCUGCAUUGGGGUAGAAAACAGCUCAUUCCGCGAGAUUGCGGAACCUCGGUCGAUGAUUAGAUGA